AUGGUGGUACUGUACAGGUUCUAUGAGGCGCAAAUGUCCGGGGAGGUGCCGGCAUGGUCCCGAGCAUCCCAAGCACAGGGGGGAUGGCGUAACUGGAGCCACACUCAUGAUGGAUUCGGGCCAGAUGGCAUUGGCAUGUCACUGUCUGGUGGCUGGUACGACGCAGGAGACCAUUUGAAAAUCAGUUUACCGUUGGGCGUUACCGCCUCCAUGUUGUCGUACGGCAUGCUGACGUGGGAGUCCACGUACCGCAGUGCGGGACAGUGGGAUUUGGCCGUACGGAAUUUGGACUGGGUGGCGUCGUACCUGAUCAAAUGCCACGUCAACGCCAGUGACAACCCCGCCGAUAACGCCUUUGUGGCCCAGGCAAGGGAGGGGCAAGAGGGGGCUCAGCUUGGAAACGGGUUCGUGUGGGUGGGUGACGGUGACACGGACCACAACCUCCACUGGGGCCGCCCGGAGCAGCAGGCGGAGGGGGGCGAGGAGGGCGCUCUGGGAUGGAGGCCCGUGUACUUGCUGACAGCGGAGGGGGGGAAGGGAGCGGACAUCGUGUCGGAGGCUGUAGCUGCCAUGGUCGGCACCGCACUGGUGCUACGUCGUCCGGGAAUCCACUCCAACCCGGCUAAGGCCCAGGAGCUACUGCGUCGUGCAACCCAGCUAUUCGAGUUCGCCAAGCUGCUCCCGGGCAUGUGCGUGAGCCGUGUGGGGCUGUCGGGGGUUGCGUCGCUCACGUCGCCAGCCCUAGGGUGGUGGUCGCCGCCGGCGGGCCGCCAGACUCUGUACGGCAGCGCUCGUUGGCGCGAUGAUCUGGCCUGGGCCGCCGCCUGGCUGUGCCGCGCCGCCGUCGAGACGGGCGUCGGUGGCGGCGCCGGCACCUCCGCGGGCAGCUCGGCCUGCGCCGAAGCGGCGUCGUUGUGGAUCGACGCCGCCGACACGGGUGGCGAGUACGGCCGUGACGUCAUCGCCUGGGCGGCGGUGUUUCCGUUGGCCUCUAUGAUGUUGAGAGAUGUGGGCGCUGGUGGUCCCGCGAUGGUGGGUCGCUUCGAGCAGCACAUCAGCUACGUGUUGGACCGGUGGAUCUCCCCCGCCGCUGCCCCGCCGUGUAACGGCACCUCCCUGGAGUUCCAAGUUUGCUACACGCCGGGGGGACUUGCCUGGUACUCCAACUGGGGGAGUGCCCGAUGUGCAGCCAAUAUGGCGAUGGCGGCCCUCAUGUCUUCCCGUACCGGCACCGAAACCAACACCAACACGCCGGAGGUGGCCCUCACUCAGCAACGCCGUCGCUGCUGGGCUUGGCGCCAGGCCAGCUACCUGCUAGGGGGAAACAGCCGCAAUCAGAGUUUCGUUGUGGGAUAUGCGCCCACCCCCUACCACUCCUCCCCUACUCGCCCGGUUCACAAGAGCUCCUCCUGCCCUACCGACUACAACACCACCUGUGACUGGACCGCGCUGUCUGCGCCCGGAGCCAACCCCAGUGUACUGUACGGCGCAUUAGUGGGGGGCCCCGAUCAGUUAGACGGAUAUCAGGACUCCCGGGGCGAGUACGUCCAGAACGAGGUGGCUCUGGAUUACAACGCAGGGUUCACGGGGGCCAUGGCGGGCCUUAUCGAGGUGGAGUCCCUCCUUCACGAGGGCGGCUGCUCCUGGGAGGGCUACUGCGUCAGCACCAGCUGCGGCACCCCGGGGGACCGGGGGGUGCUGCCCGCCCCCGCCACCUGCCCCGCGGUUCAGAUCUGUGUGGUGGUUAUGGUGGUUAUGGUGGUGGCGGUGGUGGUGGCGGUGGUUCGCGCCGCAGCCAUCAUAAUCUCCCGCCCCAUCAAUACCAACGACAUGUCCGACAACCGCAUCCGCGGAGGCCCCUCGCAGCCACCUCCCCAGCCACCGGCUCCACCUCCUCCGCCCAGCCCGCCCCUAGGCCUGCCCUCCGACCCAUCCAAGGCACCCGCCACAUGCCGUCCGACGGAUGCCGCCUGUCGGUCCUGUUUAGGCAACACCAACGUUACCAACACAACCGCCUGCAGCGCCUGUGUGGCGGUGUGUGCAGAACUUAGUAUUAUCGAUCAUAGGAUAGAUAUGAGGGGCCGUAAGAAGGUCAAGCCCGCCACUCGCUGUCUGUCCGACUGGCGGGACGCGCGAGCCCAGUGCUUCGACUGCGUCACCUCUGGCGUGACGGACGCCGUGUCCUGUGCCGAGUGCGCCAAGCUGCCCACUGCGGCAGCCAGGGCCGCGUGUAUGACGUGUCAAGUCCGCCCACUGUCCGCCCAGUCAGCCAGCUGA
Molecule: messenger RNA, 2277 nt
Organism: Volvox carteri f. nagariensis
Lineage: Eukaryota; Viridiplantae; Chlorophyta; Chlorophyceae; Chlamydomonadales; Volvocaceae
Exons: 16
Coding region: 1-2277 (758 amino acids)
Biological process (GO): carbohydrate metabolic process
Molecular function (GO): hydrolase activity, hydrolyzing O-glycosyl compounds
Source: RefSeq, a predicted model, not a curated record